GACGCGUCCCCGCCGUCGGUUCCACCGCAUUGUGACCGUCGGCUCCAGCACCGACAGCCCCGGCGGUGGCAGCGGGAUGGCAGCCGCGACCGCCGGCACAGGAUCCCGCUCCUUCCGUGCCCGGGGCUCCUCCCGGAGCUCCCUCCUCGCCCGUCGCCUCCAGAUUUCACCGCCGGGAUUACCGACCGUCACGGGUUCCAGCGACCCUGUCGUGAUGUCUCAGGAUGUGUCAAAACAUCCUCAAGAGCUGCUCUCCUUCAAGCCCAAGCCCAAGACCAUCCAAGUCAUCACCAAGGACCUGAUCAGGGAGCUCAUCAUUCCCCAGGAGAAGCCCAAACCAUGUCUCAUCAUUGGAGAAAAGGAAUAUGAGAGGAUCAAGGAAUCAGCUCGAGCCCCGACUGAGGUGGAGGGCUGGGACAGGCUGAAGACCCUGAGAGCCAGACAGGACGCAGCCUUCGAAGCCCUGAAAAAGGCCCAGAUUGAGGAGCAGAGAAAGGCAGAACUGGAGGACAAGAGGGACCAUCGGAGAGACGUGGAGGAGGAGCUGCAGCAGGAGGAGCAGAAGCUGCUGCAGCGGGUGACAAGGAUGAGGCUGGAGCAGGAGGAAGAUGUGCGGGAACUGAACACGCUGUUCCUCAAUGCCAAGUGCAACAUGAUCCAGGACAAGCAAGUCCUGGAGAAGAGGAUGAUCCACAAGGAACUGGCGGAGGAGGAGAAGCGCCUGGAUAAGAUGAUGGAAAUGGAGCGGGAGAAGGGCAUGGAGGUCCAGGAGGAGCUGGAGCGCCAGAGGAAGCAGGAGCUGAUAAGAGCCCGGCAGGACAUUGUGAAACAGAUGGAGCAGAAUGCAGAGGAGCGGGCACUGAGGGCUGAGGAGCUGUACCAGGAGGGCCAGAGGCAGCUGGAGCGACUGGAGCAGAUGAAGAGGGAGGAUCAGAAGGCCUGGGAGCAGAAACAGGAGCAACUAAAGCAAAUCCAUGCCGAUAUUAAACGUUUCAACAUGGAGAGCCAGAGGCUGAAGGAUCAACAGCGGGAGUGGGAGAGGCUGGAGGACGAGCGGGUGCUGGAGCAGCAGCGGCAGAAGGCUGAGCGUGAGUCCGCCUUGGAGGCAGAGCAGCAACAACUGCGCCUGGAGAAGGAGAAGGAGCUGGCCCGGCUCAGGGCCAUGCAGGAACGGGCCCAGGACUGGCAGGCAGAGCGGGAUGCUCUGAGGGCCAAGAGGAACCAAGAGGUCGCAGACCGGGAAUGGCGGCGGCGGGAGCUGGAGAAGGCACGGAAGAAGGCUGAGCUGGAGCAGCAGCUGAAGCAGGACCGGCUGGAGCAGGUGGCCCAGAAGGAGCAGUACCUGGCCAUGCAGGUGGAGCAGGACCACCAGGAAUUCCAGAGGGUGCUCAGGGCCCAUCAGGAGCAGCUGGAGCGGGAGAAGCUGGAGUGGGAGCAGAGAGAGCACCAGCAGCACGCCUAUGCCGAAGAUCUCCGGCGGCAGAUGCAGGAGCUGCAGCAGCAGCGGCAGCAGGAGCGGGCGGCCGUCAUUGCCGAGGGCUGGCAGCAGCAGCAGGAGGUCCGGCAGCGCAGCCAGCGCCUCGCCCAGUUCAGGCAGCAGAAGCUGCAGGAAUUCAGAGCCACCGGAAUUCCCGACAAAUAUUUUGCCCAGGUGGAGCGCAGGGCUCGGAGCCGAGCCAGCAGAGCUCCUUCCUAGGCCCAGCCCCGUGAGGAACCAGCUGGGGUGCCCCACGGAUUCAUUCGAGGCUCCAUUUCCAUUCUCCUGGGUGACAAGGUGGGGUGUACCCAAACUGUGUGUUCUCCUCCCAUCUCCACCAUCCUGUCAAUGGCUGGGUCACUCCCUGUGGCUGCCCAGUGCACAGCUGAGCCCUCAGGCUGCAAGCUGGGUAUUGUAAAAUGCAGGGGAACCCGGUGGGAAGAAAUGCUGAUGUCCAACUCCAGUUCAGAAGGCUGAAUGAUUUCUUUAUUAUAACUAUUUCUUUAUUAUAACUAUGCUAUAAUACAUUAAUAUGCUAUAUAAAUGAAAAUACUAAAACUACAAACCUACUUGUUCUAACUACCAAAUCUGACUAACUCACAACUUGUGACCCUCUCUGAGAGUCCAGCCACAGGUGGGUUGGAUUGGAUUGGAUUGGAUUGGAUUGGAUUGGAUUGGAUUGGAUUGGAUUGGAUUGGAUUGGAUUGGAUUUGCCCUCAGGCUCAAACAAUCCUCACCAGAAUCCAAUCAAGCAAUCACCCCCCCCAGGUAAACAAUUCUCCAAACACAUUCCACAUGGGAGAAACAAGGAGCAGAAAUAGAAAUUGUUUUCUCUUUCUUUCUCUCUGUGCUCCUCUAUGAAAAAUCCUGAGAGAGAGAGAGAAAUGUGCUUGCCACAGCUGGCUGUUCCACAGGGGAAGGAGGCAAACCCUGCAGGCAGUGUUUGUUUGUCUUCCCAAACUGACUCAGCCUGUAGAGACCUAGGCCAUCAAGGAUUCCCCAGAACAUCCCAUGAGUCAUAGGAAUAUGUAAAUCCACUGUGAAAUUCCCUGCCCUGGGGAGGUACUGAACAUUCCUGCCUGAAUCUGACCAUAUAUAAUCUGGGCUCUUUGGGGAUUUGGGACAUCAGCACCACUCAAGGGACCCAGGGGAGGACCAGACCUUCCACAGGACCACUGCUUUCAACAACACUGCAACCAUCACUUCAACAGGACUUCAUCCACCACCCUGACCGACAGGAUGCCAGGUUGUACUCUGUGGUUUUAACCCAGUUUUUCUGUAUCAUUGCAUUUAUUGUAAUCUUUCUAUUAAAUUGUAAUUCUGACUUGAAAUCUC
Vidua chalybeata is the source of this 2812-nucleotide messenger RNA. Its product is annotated as cilia- and flagella-associated protein 45-like. NCBI's taxonomy places the organism in Eukaryota, Metazoa, Chordata, Aves, Passeriformes, Viduidae. Bases 77 to 1696 code for a protein of 539 amino acids. The transcript has 11 exons. The record is from RefSeq and is a predicted model, not a curated record.